AUGGCGUGGUGUUCCAACAGCUCGCCCGUCUUGGUGGAGCGCUCUAUCGGCCGAUUCCAAGGGGAAUCCGGUGGCCCCACCUCGUAUGAAGCCAGCUGGAGGGAAGUGGGCCCCCCGGGGAGUAAGGGCCUGAAGCCCCUGAUAGUACUGGAUGGGCCUGGCCUCCCCGGGAGGAGUCAGGUGGUGGGGUUCGACAUGGACAGUACCAUCAUCACCACCAAGAGUGGGCGCACCUUUCCUACAGGCCCCUCAGACUGGAAGUUCCUCUACAACCAGGAGUCAACUUUGACCUGCAGAAACGUCCCUGAUAGGCUGAGGGAGCUGCACAAGGCAGGGUCAAAGGUCGUGAUCUUCACCAAUCAGGGCGGGAUAGAGAAGGGGAAGCAGGAUGUGAAGGGACUGCUGCAGAAGAUAGAGGACAUCAUCUGUGCACUCUGCAUACCUGUACAGGUGUUCAUCUCCACAGGUGAGAGUGAGUACCGUAAGCCGAGCACAGGAAUGUGGGACUACAUGGAGCGGGAAGCGAACCAGGGAGUGGUGGUGGAUCGCAACUCUUGCACAUAUGUGGGGGAUGCAGCAGGGAGGGCAAAAGACUGGGCUCCGGGUAAACCCAAGGACUUCAACUGCUCCGAUCGCAAGUUUGCUGCCAACCUGGGAGUGAAGUUCUUCACACCUGAGGAGUUCUUCCUGGGAGAGGCACCUGCUCCGUUCGAGUGGAGAACCUUCGACCCAAAACACUUCCUGUCCAACCACCCUGCCGGCAAGGGCACAACGGAAUACCAUUCCAAGAAACAGGAGAUGGUUGUCAUGGUGGCCCUGCCCGCGGGAGGCAAGAGCACCUUCUGCAAGUGCCAUCUAGUGGCUCACGGCUACACUGCAAUCAACAGGGACACCCUCAAGACACAGGCCAAGUGUCAGCAGGUCAGCAAAGAUGCUCUGAAGAGUGGCAAGAGCGUUGUGAUUGACAACACCAACAGCAGCAAGGCUGCCAGGGCAGAGUACAUCACUAUAGCCAAGAAAGCAGGUGUUCCUGUCAGGUGUUUUCACCUGGUGACCCCAUUUGACCUUGCCCACCACCUGAACUACUUCCGCCAGACACAAACCAAGGGGACAGUUCGCCGGAUCCCAGACGUUGCCUACAACGUCUUCAAGAAAAACUUUGAGGAGCCGACGACAGCGGAAGGGUUCACUGAAGUCAAGACAAUCGAAUUUCAGGCUCAUUUUGAUAGGAAGGCAGAUGAGGACCUGUUUAAAUGCUGGACAUAACAAAACUACAUUUAAAAAGUGUAGUCAAACUGACCAAGAAGACACUCAGGGGCCAAUAAAAUCUUGUCUAUGUGGGCAGGUACAUGUGGUCACUACAUUGUAUAGACAGCAUUCUUAAUGUUUAUGUCAAUGGGAAAAAUUAUGUAUGGGACCAGCAAAAAGUGGUUACAUUGGGCAGGUGGUCCUUAUGUACAGGUGAUCCCAUGCACAGGUUUGACUGUAUAAAACUCAUGGCUUUGCUUUUUACUCUUUUGUUAAUACUCAGAGUUGG
Molecule: messenger RNA, 1537 nt
Organism: Branchiostoma floridae (Florida lancelet)
Lineage: Eukaryota; Metazoa; Chordata; Leptocardii; Amphioxiformes; Branchiostomatidae
Product: bifunctional polynucleotide phosphatase/kinase-like
Exons: 9
Coding region: 1-1266 (421 amino acids)
Biological process (GO): DNA repair
Cellular component (GO): nucleus
Molecular function (GO): ATP-dependent polydeoxyribonucleotide 5'-hydroxyl-kinase activity; polynucleotide 3'-phosphatase activity; double-stranded DNA binding
Source: RefSeq, a predicted model, not a curated record